Triticum turgidum subsp. durum (durum wheat) is the source of this 840-nucleotide messenger RNA. The record is from the annotation of a GenBank genome assembly. Lineage: Eukaryota; Viridiplantae; Streptophyta; Magnoliopsida; Poales; Poaceae.
AUGGCGCUCGCCGCCGCGCCCUCCCGCCGGUUCCCCGCCGCUCCUCCCCGACCACCGCCGUCUUCGCCUCUCCAGAGACACGCCCACUUCCGCCCUCAGAACCCACGUCGCACCCCUUCUCCACUCCUCGCCGCCGCGGUCGCCGCCCCGCUCACCGCAGCGGACACGGAGGGGCGGAAGCACGAGCUGCUGCGGGCGGUGCAGGAGACGGGGCGCGGCUCGGGGGCCAGCCCCGACCAGCGCGCGGCCAUCGAGGAUGCCAUCGUGUCCGUGGAGGAGCUCGGCGCCGGGGAGGGGGCACCGCUGGACCUCGCUGCGCUCGACGGCACCUGGAGGCUGUGCUACACGUCUGCGUCGGACGUGCUUAUGCUCUUCGAGGCGGCCGAGAGACUCCCUCUCCUGCAGGUAGGGCAAAUAUACCAGAAAUUUGAGUGCAAGGGUCGGUCGGAUGGUGGAAUUGUGCGGAAUGUCGUGCGUUGGAGCAUCGAGAACUUGCUGGAGGAGCAAGAGGGUGCAACACUGAUGGUCUCUGCAAAAUUUGAUGUUCUGUCUAAGAGCAACAUAUUUCUUCAGUUCGAGGAGGUUGCUGUAGAGAAUAUCAAGAUUAGUGAGCAGCUACAAGCACUGAUAGCUCCUGCUAUACUUCCUCGGUCUUUUUUGAGUCUUCAGAUAUUGCAGUUCCUUAAAACUUUCCGAGCUCAAGUUCCUAUCAGCGGCCCGGAAAGACGAUCGCCUGGAGGACUAUACUAUCUUUCUUACCUUGACCGUGACAUGCUCCUGGGGCGUUCAGUUGGCGGUGGUGGUGUUUUUAUUUUCACAAGAGCCCAGCCUCUAUUAUGA